GAAAAUUUUUCCCAUCUGCAAAUUGUUUACAAAUUUAUUUGUGUCGGUUUAUUACCAUUUUCCUACAAUGGACCAAUAUCCCGAUGAAAACGAAGAGUUUGAGCUCCAGUACCAGGACGAACUGGAGCUGAUGGAAGAUGUACAGCACGAGUAUGACGUGUACGAUGGUCCGAGCACCUCAAAACAGGCCGCCGAAAAGCAGAAGGAAAAUCGGGCUCCUGCAGAAAUGAUGGACUCAUCCCGAAUGGGGAACUCAUCGCUGGCUUCUCCCCAACUCUCACAGAUUACUUUUGGUGCCAGUCAGUUGGAGGGAGACACUGGACUGGGGGGUCCAGUAAACCGCCGACUUUUUGGAACUCCGAAGGGUCCAUCCGCUGGACGGAUGUGCUCAACGCCGUUUCAGCGAAUGCCCGCCAUUCAGGAGCUGGAGAACACUCAACUUAGCAGCAGAGUUCCACAAGAGAAGGACCCCGAACCACUGCUCAAUGCCGCUGCUCAGCAGCUUCAGGAACUGGGCCUGAAAAACACCAACAAACGUCGCCUGGAGCGGGACUUAUUCGGCGACAUCGAUGACCUCUUUCACGAAUCCUACGAGGAUCCAAUGGUGAAGAAAGCCAAAACAGAGGAACGACGUGAUAACGAGGCUAUUGAAAAGAUUUUGGAGCUUCGCAGGAAAAUGCGUGAAUCAAGCAAAACUCUGCGAAAGGAUGAAGUGAGUCGGUUGCGAGCCUUGCACGACUUUAAGAUGCGAAACUUGUCGUAUGAGAUUCCCAACUGGCCAUUUUUGGCCAUACAGAGGAGUGAUCUGGAGAGGAUCUAUGUGAGAUUCCAUUCGGAGGACUACGAAAACCGUCAGCUGGAAAUGGUCAGCGCCAGGGGUGAGGUGGUAGGCAGUCUUCUGGGCGAAGCGAAGGAGAAGGUCUGGCAAGAGGCAAAGGAACUGGUGCUUCGUCGCUCAGCUACUGAUCAGGAUUCUGAUAUAACAGAGAUAACAGAACCUUCUCAUACGGAGCCAGGACGCCUUUGGGUGGACAAGUACAAGCCAAGAAGAUACAUUGACCUGCUUUCCGACGAAAUGACAAACAGAAGUCUGCUCUACUGGCUGAAAAUGUGGGAUAAGGUGGUAUUCGGAAAACCUUUUCACAGCAAUCAAGAUUCAGCUAACGGAGAUGGGGUAGGUGGUGGCGGUGGUGCUGGCUCAGAAGGAGGUGGUGGUGGUGGUGCAUCCUCCAACAACCAACUUAAUAGUUUUAACAAACGCACUGGAAAAUUCGAAUCCAACGGUGGCUGGAGGCAAAGAAAAUCUCGCCAGGCUCUUAAUACAAAUGUGGACACUUUGGGGCGACCCAUGCAAAAGGUGGCUCUACUUUGUGGUCCUCCAGGAUUGGGUAAAACCACUCUGGCACACACAAUCGCCCGGCAUGCCGGUUACAAUGUCCGUGAAAUAAAUGCUUCGGAUGAUCGCAGUCCGGAAGCCUUCAAGCUUGCCUUGGAAAAUGGCACUCAAAUGUCAUCGGUACUAAAUGAAGACAAGCGACCCAAUUGUAUUGUUUUAGAUGAAAUUGACGGUGCUCCCCGCCAGUCCAUAGAAUAUUUGGUAAAGUUCGUCAACGAUGGCAUCUAUAGCAAGGUAAAGGCUAAAGGGGCCAAGGCAGAACAAAAUAUUUUAAGACGACCCAUUAUUUGUAUCUGUAAUGAUGUCUACGAUCCAGCACUGCGUCCUCUGCGACAAGCGGCCUUUGUAGUUAGUUUUCCACCAAUCGAUUCUGCGCGUCUAGCCGAAAGAUUAAUAAAGAUUGCCCAAAGGGAGCAGCUGAAAACAGAUUUUGGUUCACUCAUUGCCUUGGCGGAAAAAUCUGGCAAUGAUGUGAGGAGUUGCAUUUCAUCCAUGCAGUUUUACAAUGCCCAGAAGCAUAGCCUCACCCUGCAGGAUGUUUUGAACAAUAAUCUUGGACAAAAAGAUAGACAUCAAGGUCUGUUUGAAGUGUGGGAUGCCAUUUUCCGGAUACAACGUCCGAAGAAAACUUUGCAAGCGGAUUCCAAAAACAAUAAUGAACCAGCCCAAGUCACCAUGACGAAUAUGUCGGUGACCACGCGAGUUCAGAAUGUUUUGGAUGUGGUGCACUCAAGUGGGGACUACGAAAGACUUACCCAAGGUGUGUAUGAGAACUAUCUGCAGCAAAAGAUGCCCGAUCCGAACUUCACAGGCGUUUGUGAGGCCCUGAAGUGGUUCUGCUUCACCGAUACGUUGCAACAUCAGAUAAGCCGGCAACAAAACUACAGUGUAUACCCAUAUUUGCAGUACGGUUUUGUCGUUUGGCAUUUACUGUUUGCCACACUGGCCUGGCCGAAAAUUGCAUUUCCCACGCGUGGCUUUGAGUUCCAACAGAAAAGCACCAACCAGAGGAAUAUCUUUCAGGCUUUGCGCAAAGGUGUCACCACCUCGGCUCUGGGUGUGGGUCAGGGCAAAAUACUCCUGCUGGAUACAGUACCCAUGCUGAAAAGGAUUCUCUCACCGCAACUGCGCUCGGUAGCAGUGCAGUUGUUAUCCGUAAAAGAACAACAUGACUUGAGGCAUACCAUUGAGGUGAUGGUGGACUUGGGCUUGACAUUUGUGCAGGUCAAGUCCCUGGAAGGACACUAUGUUUUUCAAACAGAACCAGAUCUCGAUGCACUGAGUGUUUUUCCUGGCUAUCCUGGACUCACACUGCCCUACUUCAGCCGUCAAUUAAUAGCCCGCGAGGUGGACCUGGAGAGGAUACGGCGUGCGGCCCCUAAGGGGGGUGAACCUUCGAAGAAAGCUCCCGCCUCGAAAAAGAAGUCCGCCCAGUUGCCGAAUCAUUUGCAAACAUUGAAGCCGAAACCAAUUUCGGCUGCCAAUGCACACAGUGCACCCAAACAGCAGCUCACCAAAGACUUCUUUGGACGAAUUACUCACAAGGCCACCUCAACAACGAAAGCGGAUGAAGCCAAAACGGAUGCGAUUGUUAAGAGUCCAAUUUGGUAUCGCUAUAAGGAAGGAUUCAACAACGCUGUCCGCAAGGAUGUUCACCUCCACGAGUUGCUUUAGACAAUUUAUUUUUAUGUAUAUUUAAGUGAAUACCCUAACUUAUUUAUUCCUAAAAAUCACUUUUAGUAGUGUUUAAGAUAAAAAAAAGUAAAUGUACGUCCUU
Drosophila bipectinata is the source of this 3173-nucleotide messenger RNA. RefSeq names its product chromosome transmission fidelity protein 18 homolog (gene cutlet). The record is from RefSeq and is a predicted model, not a curated record. Gene Ontology annotation, molecular function: ATP binding; ATP hydrolysis activity. Lineage: Eukaryota; Metazoa; Arthropoda; Insecta; Diptera; Drosophilidae.